Molecule: messenger RNA, 4333 nt
Organism: Mizuhopecten yessoensis (Yesso scallop)
Lineage: Eukaryota; Metazoa; Mollusca; Bivalvia; Pectinida; Pectinidae
Product: organic cation transporter-like protein
Exons: 10
Coding region: 394-1965 (523 amino acids)
Biological process (GO): transmembrane transport
Cellular component (GO): membrane
Molecular function (GO): transmembrane transporter activity
Source: RefSeq, a predicted model, not a curated record
AAACGAGAUAUAUCUGGUUAAGGUUUCACAAACUCACUUAAAUUUAUUUUGCGUGAUAACUGUUUACGACAUAUGUCGAAAAGGGGAUGGAUCCUACGGACAGACCUUUCUGGGUGGUAACAUUCGUGUUGAUCAAGAAACUACUUGACCAGAGAGGAUUCAAUCUACGAUGAGGAAUAAUAACGAAUGUGCUAACAUCAAUUUCAACGAAUGCAGACGUGGAUCAAGAGUUUCACUUCAAACGCUAUUUGAUAGGUCAGCAUGUAUACAUGCACAGUUUUAUGACAUCAUCAGAGAGGAAAAGGGACCCGGAUCUUCUUACGUUUGACAGCUUUCAUCAGGUAUCAUUACAUAAUUCCAACAAAUAUACAGUUUAAAGUCAAGAACUAAAAGAUGUCGGCUACAAGUGCAUACUUGGAAAGUUUGAUAGAGGAAUGUGGCGGAUUUUCAAGAUUUCAAUGGAUUAUGUUUUCCUUCAUGAUGUACAGUAAAGUUGCAGCAACUUGGACUAUGAUGAUGAUGACUUUUGCUGGAGCAAUUCCUGACUGGCAGUGUCGAUUAACAAACUAUUCAAACCCUGGGACAAUCCCAUCCAUAACUACGAAUGAUAUAGAUUAUAUAGAUGGACAGUGUUAUCCUCCACAAAAUGUUACCGUUCAGACUUGCCAGGAGUAUAUAUUUUCCGAUAGUAUGAAUACUGUUGUGAGUGAGUGGACAUUGAUAUGCGACAAAGACUGGAUAGCCUCUACUAUCACGACAAUUCAGAUGGUCGGAUUACUGGUCAGUUGUGUAGCCUCUGGUCACCUUGCAGACCUUAUUGGUCGGAAACCGACUUACUUUCUGUCUUUAAUUGCAUUGACAGUACUUAACACUAUUUCUGGCUUUUCAACAACAUGGAAAAUGUUUGCAGUCCUUCGUUUUCUGCUCGGCUUUGGCGUUGGUGCGCACCUUACCGUUUUCUAUGGCUACCUGAUUGAGUUCAUCCCUGCAAGAAGAAGAUCAGCUGCGAUAGCAUAUCCAGGAUGGGCAAUCUGGGCAUGUGUGCUGGGGUUAGUGGCUAUGUGGCUUCAUGACUGGAGAUACCUUCACUUCGCUACGGCUAUACUGACCCUACCAUGUGUUUUCAUGUGGUGGUUUCUACCAGAGAGUUUCCGCUACCUCGUCACCCAUAACCGACUAGAUGAAGCAAAGGAAGUCGUCUGCAAAAUAGCGCGAAUCAAUGGUAAACCGGAACCGGAUAUGAGUAAGAUGAGUUACCUUGUGAAAGUAGACUUAAAAGUCGACGCUGAGCGGAGAUACACGAUCUGGGACGUAGCCAAGUCCCCGCAGCUACGGAAGUAUACGUGUUUGCUAGGCAUCGCAUGGAUAGCUUGUGGGUAUGGCUACUAUGCCAUUUCUUUUGGUGUUCAGAGUCUUUCUGGGAGCCUUUAUCUCAAUAUGUUUCUGCUGAGCGUAGUAGAAAUCCCGGCACAGGCCUCUUCAUAUUAUCUCACUAAUCGAUAUGGUAGAAAAUGGGUGACACUGGCUUUGCUGUUGAUUGCAGGCAUAACUGGUUUUGUUGUUGCAGCUAUUCAAAUAUCUGAUUAUGAAAUGAAGAACUCUCUGAUCAAUGGAUUCGCCCUGGCUUCCAAAAUGGGUGUUGGCGUUGGUUGGGGGACGCUUAUUAUUCUGACGUCGGAGUCGUACCCUACUGUGGUCAGGAACAUUGGGUAUGGAAUGCAGAGCUCAUUUGCAAGAAUUGGAGCAAUAGCAGCACCACAAUUAGUAUAUGUGAGCAGCCAUUUGCCAGGAGUUAUGUACUUUAUUUUUGGUGGAGUGAUGUUCCUGUCAGCAUUUGGUCUGUUUUUUAUGCAAGAAACAAACAAAAAACCUAUCGAAGAUGGCAUAGCAACGAAUGAGAAAGGACAAAAGGAGACGCAGAAUUUUGAAAGCCAUACAAACGAAGCAUUUGACACCAGAUUAUAAUUUUCGUUGAACAUGUAUCUAGUUGUGUUCAAGUUAUAUCGUAUAAGUAGACAUAACUAGUCUGAUAUGCGUUGUAGGCUUUCAUUAAUUAAUCAGACACUUACAUUAUAGAUGUACAUUAGAAUUUAUUUCUGUCAAUAUGUGAAUCACUUACGGAUCACUGUACCACAGCCAAAACUGUAACUAUGAGAUGAAACUUUUUCUGGCAUGACUGUAUCUUGAUUAAUCCUUCAUGAAAAGAAUAUCAUGACCAAUAUUUUUUGUCUCAUUGCCACGAAAAAGCGGAGGGCGAGACUAAGGUGUUGCUUUUCCAGCGACGGCGGCGGCAUCAACAUUAAGUUUUUGCGUUAACCUUAGUUUCACUGAAAGAAUGAGUGCUACACCAACCCAACUUGGACCAUAGAUGCAUCUUAUAUAUCAAGCCAUGCAUAAAAUGCUAUAUGCGGCCUACCUUUCAUGGUCCAUUAAAUUUGUCAGCAUCUCCAUCAACAUUAAUAUUUUGCGUUUAAGUUAGUUUCUCUGAAACUAUAAGUGCUAGACAAACUACACUUGACAUGUGCAAUGAUGGUCAAAGCGGGGCACAGGCGACACAUAUCAAUCCGAAUGGCUUGUUUUUAUGAACAAAUAAAAAAGAUGAAGGGUUUGGAAGUCUGGUUUUCUGAACAUUACAAUGCCGCUCCAUUAUUCAACUGAGCUAUUAAGUCAACGAAAAAAAUCUGUCCCAGUCGCGUUACGGUUAAAUCCAUAACCAAAUUAAGGGGAGGCUUAUGUAUGUGUAUUGCAUGUGUUGAAUUAUCUAGUGUUGUGCCUGUUUUGGACAAGGUUAUACGUUUAAGGUAUAUAUGUGAUUGUGUAAUUUGUUAAUAAUGAAUUAGACGAUUCUAUAAAUGUCCCGAGUAUUCCUAUUUAUGUUAACAUGUGAUUGAUUAAAUGGUGGAUUUUUGAACAGGGCAUUUGUUGGAUUUUUCUUAGCGCAAACUAAUUUACAUACGGUAUUACACUUGUAUGUAGACGAAUAUGACACCAGCAAUACUAAAUACUAACGGUUUUCUUUAUUUUACCGACUAUAUGUAAAGAUUAUUGUCAACGUAUGAACUGAAAAUAGUUCAUAAAAAUCUAAUGCACUGAUGGUUGUGUAAGAAGAACUUGUUCUUGUACAUUCCUCUCCUGUUUAUAGUUGAAAAUUUUAAAACUCCACAUCACUUUAUAAAGUUAUAUUGUUUUAGAAACCUUAACAAUAAUUCUCUCGAUGAGUUUCAAAAUACAAUGAUACCGGUAUGUCAUCAACAACCCGCAUGCACAAGAUUUAUAUAUGUUUACAAUCCUUCUCACAUUUGAGGUAUUUCUCAACUCUAUACAUCUAUAAUAUGAUACGUGUAUGCUAAUGAAGAUGACGUAAUGAAUGUGUCUUUGUUCAACUUGUGAAAAAAGGGAAUGUGUGUUAAUAUUGAAAAGUGGUAUCUGCACAGAUUACAUUUACGAAAAAGUUUAAUACGCAAACGAGUUCCCUGUGAAUUACAGGGAAUAUCGAGGUCUCGUGAAAAUGAUUAAGAUGUGACGUUUAAAAUAAAUCGUCCUCAAAUGUUUUUCAGUUGUGUAUAUUUUAACUCCACAGUCACGACCUCAGAUAUGUUAAUGAUGGAUUGUCCAAACUGUUGACCUCGUUUUAAAUGAAGGUAAUUUAAUGUUAAUUUUUGUAGGUGUAAAAUAUGUACUGUGAGGUUCACAAUAUCAGCAGCCAAGCGUGAUAAAGAAGUUCUGCGUAAGACAAAAAGCAAGGCAUUUUUGUCAUCACAAAAGAACAAGACACAAAUUGAACUUGUUCUGAUUUAUAGUGUUUGUUCAAUGGCUCAUCGACAAAAAACAGAAAUUAAUGUCAAGGAUGAUCUUGCUUCAUUGGACGACAACCUGACUAAACAAAGAUACAAUUUGACAAGAAGGACUCGUAUUUUUAUACUGGUACCAAGGUGUAUAAAAUUGAAAGAAACUAGCAAAGGGAUUAAAAAACUAGCUAAAAUAUAAUGCAUAGCCGAAACGGAUAGUUGUAAUGCAUUGUUAACUCUAAAAUGAGUCAUGUCGGCUUAAGCAUCAAAGUCAUUAAAACAGACCGAUGCCUUUAACAAUGCCACCAAGUCUACGAACAUAGAAAUGGGGGUUUCAUAUCUGGGACAUGGACAUUGAUAUCAUGAAUGUAUCUUAAAUACAAACAUACUAUCAAAAAUGUUCCACAUGCCUGAAAAUAGGAGUAAACAAGUGUAACAUACGAGUAUAACUCGACCUAUGCUGACAUUAUGAUAUUAUUCAAUUCACGCUACGCUUUGUUUAGAAACGUGACUAGCAUAUAUAUUUACGCUAAAUCAUGCAAAUA